ACACCACCCAGCGAGCAAGCACCCUACCAGUUCAACAAUUGUCUAUCUUCCAUGCAAGCUGUCCCCGUCGGAUCUUCGCGCCUGGCACCGCUUCUGCAGGCGGCUUCGAUGCCGUCCGAGCCGUACUCGGCACCGCACACGAUCCGCACCAUCCGGCUGCCGUCGCUGGCACCCCGCCUGCCUACACUGCCCAGCCUCAUGAGUACUCUUGCGGCUCAGGGCAGCUACGCCUCGUCGGCCACCUCGUCGCCUACGCGCGCGUCUUCGUCGAUCUCGUUCCUGCUGAACCCGCCUGCUGGCCAAGCUGGGGGCGCCCAGAACCUCCUCAACCAGCAGCACUUGUACGUGCCCGCUGCCCCGACGGCGCCGUCCACUAUCCUGUACCACCCGUACGCGAACUCUGCGUCAUCGCUGCCAAUGACCACGAGCCUGAUCCAGCCGCAAGAAGUCAAGCCGCAGCCCAAGAAGAAGCGCAAGACGCGCAUCUGCAAAUCGGAGGGCUGCGAGAAGUACGUGGUGGAUCGGGGCCUGUGCAUCCGUCACGGAGGUGGCAAGCGCUGCUCCGUGGAAGGUUGCAACUGCCGCGCGCAGAACCGCGGGCUGUGCUGGAAGCACGGCGGCUACACGCGCUGCACGGUGGAGGGCUGCACGAAGCGUGCCAAGUCGCGCGGCAUCUGCUGGUCGCACGGCGGCGGCACUCGUUGCAAACACGGCGGGUGCUCAAAGAUCGCUGUGUCGCAUGGCCUGUGCUGGGCGCACGGCGGUGGUAAGCGCUGCCUAGUGGAGACAUGCCAGAAGCCGGCGUACGAGCGGAACGGCAACUUGUGCGCCGAGCAUUGCGCGCAGCGGACUCAGCAGCAGGCUGCUGCACUCGCUCCUGUGGCCAAUUAAGAUAGGAACGCUAACGUAGACGCCGUGUAAACUAUAUAAACACGUUCACAAUGAUUUUUCU
Molecule: messenger RNA, 952 nt
Organism: Phytophthora infestans T30-4
Lineage: Eukaryota; Oomycota; Peronosporomycetes; Peronosporales; Peronosporaceae
Exons: 1
Coding region: 52-891 (279 amino acids)
Source: RefSeq, a predicted model, not a curated record